This is a messenger RNA of Hippocampus comes (tiger tail seahorse), 2249 nucleotides long. RefSeq names its product LIM homeobox 5 (gene lhx5). The transcript is spliced from 5 exons. Gene Ontology annotation, molecular function: DNA-binding transcription factor activity, RNA polymerase II-specific; RNA polymerase II transcription regulatory region sequence-specific DNA binding; zinc ion binding. The record is from RefSeq and is a predicted model, not a curated record. Gene Ontology annotation, biological process: regulation of transcription by RNA polymerase II; neuron differentiation. Gene Ontology annotation, cellular component: nucleus. NCBI's taxonomy places the organism in Eukaryota, Metazoa, Chordata, Actinopteri, Syngnathiformes, Syngnathidae. Bases 118 to 1308 code for a protein of 396 amino acids.
CCCCGACGCGGUUCCGCGUGGAGAGAGGCCCGCCGCGCCGCCCGAGCCGCGCCGCGCCGAGCCAGUCCGCAGACAAGAAGGGGGAGGUCGGCCGUGGGCUCGCCGCGGGCCGCAGUCAUGAUGGUCCACUGCGCCGGCUGCGAGCGGCCCAUCCUGGACCGGUUCCUGCUCAACGUGCUCGACCGGGCCUGGCACGCCAAGUGCGUGCAGUGCUGCGAGUGCAGCUGCAAGCUGACCGACAAGUGCUUCUCGCGGGACGGAAAGCUCUUCUGCAAGCUGGACUUCUUCCGGCGCUUCGGUACCAAGUGCGCCGGCUGCCUGCAGGGCAUCUCGCCCAGCGACCUGGUGCGCAAGGCGCGCAGCAAGGUGUUCCACCUCAACUGCUUCACCUGCAUGGUGUGCCACAAGCAGCUGUCCACCGGCGAGGAGCUCUACGUCAUCGACGAGAACAAGUUCGUGUGCAAGGACGACUACCUGAGCUCGGCCGCCAUCAAGGAGGUCAGCCUCAACUCAGUGUCGUCGUGCACGGACCGGAGCCUGUCGCCGGACGCGCAGGACGGCGGCGGCCUGCACGACGAGCUGAAGGAGGCGGACAACUGCACGUCGUCGGACAAGGAGGGCAACAACAUCGAGAACGAGGAGCAGAACUCGGGCGCCAAGCGGCGCGGCCCGCGCACCACCAUCAAGGCCAAGCAGCUGGAGACCCUCAAGGCCGCUUUCGUGGCCACGCCCAAGCCCACGCGUCACAUCCGGGAGCAGCUGGCGCAGGAGACCGGCCUCAACAUGCGCGUCAUCCAGGUGUGGUUCCAGAACCGAAGAUCCAAGGAGCGGCGGAUGAAGCAGCUCAGCGCUUUGGGGGCCCGCAGACACGCCUUCUUUCGGGGCCCGAGGAGGAUGAGGACCCUGGGGGGCCGGCUGGAGGACCCGGACAUCUUGGGACCGGCCGCCUUCGGCUACUAUGGCGAGUACCAAGGCGACUACUACGGAGCGGGCGGCAACUACGACUUCUUCCCGCACGGUCCCCCGUCGUCGCAGGCCCAGUCGCCCGCCGACUCCCCCUACAUCCUGGGCUCGGGGCCCGGGGCCCUGGAGGGCUCGGGCCACCUCCCCUCGGACGACCAAAGGUUCACGGACAUGAUCUCCCACGCCGAGACGCCCAGUCCCGAGCCGGGCUCCCUGCAGCCGGCGGCGGCGGGGGAGGCGUACGGGGGCGGGCCCAGCCCUCCUUUCUCCCUGGCCAGUAACUCCAGCUACAGCGCCCCCAUGUCCCACCAAGGCCCCGAGAUGGGCGAGGCCGGGGCCUGGUGAAGCCCUGGACGGGCGGCCGAGACCGGCUUCCCGCCCACGCUGCGGGGGCGCGUCCUCCGCCGGCUUUCCCGGAAUGCCGGACUCCGGCCAUUGGCAACGAAGGCUUUGAACCGAUUGCGUCCUGUCAAAAGCAACCCGAAAGGGACUUUCCUUUCCGUCGAGUUCAUUUCUUGCAUCCGAAAGCCAAACUUGUCAGCCCUUUGUAGCCGCGUUCCCACCGCGUAGCCGCUAAUUUGGAGCCUCGGAGGCGUGCGUCACGACGGUAGGGCCGGCCGGGAUGCCUUCGCCGGCGCGGCCGCUGCCGCCGGCGCGCUUUGAGGCCGCGAGACCUCAACGUUGCUUUCGACGCACGUUGAGCGUGCUUUGUUUCAACGCAACGCGCACCCCGCCUAGGAUGAGGGCGGACCGACUGCCACUCUCUCCUCCCUGUCCCGCAUCCCAUACCUUAACCAGCGUUCCCCCCAGCCCCGGCCUUGAGAUCGCCACCUGUGCUUUCAAGCCUAAAUCUAGGACAGACGAGUAUCCCCGAACCUUUUCACAUCAUUCGUUUCAUCACGCAGCCACGACGCGCGCCGCUUUUCUCAGGAGGGUCGCCUAUCCCGGCCCAACUUGGGGCAGGAGGCGGGGCGCACCCUCAACCGGUUGCCAGGCGAUCGCGGGGCACACGCAGACGCUCCCAAUCACACCUCGGGAGCAUUUAGAGCAGGGGGAGGGAGCUCGGCUUCCCCGAGAGCCGCGCCCUGCCUGUUUUCGAGCUCUCCCUAAUCCAACGCAGCCGAUUGAAUUGAUCGCGAUCGUCUCGGGCUUCUCCGGAGCUCGCUGAUCCGCUGAUGGUUUGAAUCGGGUGCGUUGGUGUAGGGAAGGAUGGAACAGUGGCAGGAGACGGCUCUCGAGGAACCCGAGUUCCCUCGCCCCGAUUUGGAGCGAUGGAUCCACUUUGC